Messenger RNA from Protopterus annectens (West African lungfish), 2526 nucleotides. It is a transcript of the gene GPR75, whose product is annotated as G protein-coupled receptor 75. The coding region runs from base 576 to 2186 and encodes 536 amino acids. Gene Ontology annotation, cellular component: membrane. Gene Ontology annotation, biological process: G protein-coupled receptor signaling pathway. Lineage: Eukaryota; Metazoa; Chordata; Ceratodontiformes; Protopteridae. The transcript is spliced from 2 exons. The record is from RefSeq and is a predicted model, not a curated record. Gene Ontology annotation, molecular function: C-C chemokine receptor activity.
GUACAAAUGAAAUACUGCAUAUGUGGUGUGAACAUCCUGCAUAAUAGCUUUCUCAGUCACCACUUGGAUCCUACAAUGUUUAAUCUACAUCUGGGAGAUGCAUAAAGAUAAAGGCAGACAGACUGCAUGCCUCACUUGCAUCUCAAGAGAGCUAGUAAGCUGCCCGUCAUAGUUUUGUCUGCUUUGGCAUGCAGAGCAGGCAGCCGUUGGUGUUUGGAGGCCCUCCUUGCCUGUGAAGUAGUAGAAGAGGGUGGCACUUUCUGCUGCUGCUGCUGCUUGGAAAGAAAAUUGAUUCUGUGCGUCGAUGAUGACUUCAGCAGCCUGCUCUCCGUGCGUUCAGCUAGGCAAAGGACUACAGCAGAAGAAACGGGGGCUCACCAUGCCUGACGGCUCUUAGCCUAAUUAGCUGUCAGCUCCAAGAGUCUGUCUGUCUGUCUUUUAGGAGCAACGAUACUGCAUGGCUUGGAAAAAGGAACCUACCUGCUAUGGACAUAUCCUAAAGAAAAGGGCAGAUAAAUUAUUCAUACUCUGUUAAAGAUCUGCUCCAACAAUCUCAAAAAUACCAGCUUGUAAAAAUGAACCUGACUAAUGAGGAGGCAGAGUUGGUGGAUCAAAAACUCUCUGAUCCCUUCAGCAACUCCUCAUUACUGCACACUGUAAAUGGGACCUUCAGAGAUUUUCAGGAAAUUAUCCAUACUGCCACACUUGUUACCUGCACCUGUUUACUGGUGAUAAUAUUUUGCCUGGGAUCUUGUGGGAACCUAGUUGUCUUCUUAUCUUUUUUUGAUCCUGCAUUUAGAAAAUUCAGGACUAAUUUUGACUUCAUGAUCUUAAACUUGUCUUUCUGUGAUUUGUUUAUCUGUUGUAUUACAGCACCUAUGUUUGCCUUUGUUUUGUUUUUUGACGCUGCAAGCAAUGUGCCAGAGGCAUUUUGUUUCACUUUUCACUUAACCAGCUCUGGAUUUAUUAUUAUGUCUCUCAAAACUGUUGCUGUCAUUGCCUUGCACCGCCUGCGCAUGGUUUUAGGUCAGCAGCCUAAUAAGACUGCCUCUUUUCCUUGUACACUUUUGCUGACUGCUGUCCUGUGGACUACAAGUUUUACUUUGGCCACUCUAGCUACUUUACGGACUUGGAGAUCCCGGAUAUGUUUACCAAUGUUCAGUUUAAUUAAUGAAGAUGGAAAAAUCAUUCUGUACUUGUAUAUAAUUGAUUUUACAUCUUGUGUUGGCAUUGUGUCAGUCUCAUAUAUUAUGAUAGCCCAGGCAUUACGAAAAAAUGCUCAAGUUAGGAAGUGCCCCAUCAUUACAGUGGAUACCUCUAGACCACAGCCUUUUAUUGCUACUGGGGUUGAUGGUGUACAGUGUGCUUUGCCAGCAUUGUACAGAAACCAAAACUACAACAAACUUCAGCACAUUCAGACUCAUGCUUACACCAAAAAACUGAGUCAGGACCCUAUGGCAGGAAACCGCCUGCAGCUUGUAUCUGCAGUGAAUCUUUCCGCUACAAAGGAUUCAAAGGCUGUUGGGACCUGUGUUGUGAUUGUUCUUUCUGUUUUAGUCUGUUGUGUACCAUUGGGAAUUGCAUUGGUGCAGGAUGCACUAUUUUCUGCUAAUAGUUUUCUUCUCUAUCAAUUUGAGCUUUGUGGAUUCACACUUGUUUUUUUCAAGUCUGGAUUAAAUCCUUUCAUAUACUCAAGAAACAGUGCUGGCCUUCGAAGACGGGUACUUUGGUGUAUCCAGUAUGUGGCCCUGGGCUUCCUUUGUUGCAAGCAGAAGACUAGACUUCGAGCAAUGGGUAAAGGUAGUUUGGAGGUUAACAGAAAUAAGUCAUCACACCAUGAGACAAACUCAGCAUACAUGCUGUCUCCAAAACCUCAGAAAAAAUUUGUGGACCAAGCAUGUGGCCCUAGUCACUCUAAGGAAAGUGUGUUGAGUCCAAAAGUAUCUGUGGGUUACCACCAUUAUGCCCAGAGCAGUUCAACUCCCAUCAACACCCGAAUAGAACCAUAUUAUAGUAUUUACAACAGUAGUCCAUCACCGGAAGCAAGUACACCAAAUAGCUUGCAGCCUGUAAACUCAACUUUUGGAUUUGCCAAGUCCUACAUUGCCAUGCAAUACCACACUACCAGUGAGCUAAUGCAGGAUUAUGAAAGCAACUGUAAACAAAUCCCAGUCCCUUCAGUUUGACAGUAUGGUUAUCGCAGUAUUAUUAUACAUUGUUUUAGCACUUUCUUUUUUAAACUCACAGCUGUUUUGUACAUCUGAAAAACUAUUGAGUCAUGUUUUGACUCGGAUUAUUAGUGUUUUUCCAUUUCAAAGCUAAGCAUUAAAUGCUUGUCAGUAUGUAAUUCUAAAAAAAUAACUAUCUAUCUAUAUAUAUUGAGAAAAAAAUAUAUUUUCUGAUACUGCAUUUUCACCUUAAAAGUUGUACAGAUUUACAUGUUAAUUGAAUAAUACAGUUGUUCAUAUUUCAUUUGGAUUGUAUGCAUAAAUUCAUAUAAAUAAAAUUUUCUAUUUGCAAUUUUAA